AUGAGUCGUUUAUUUAGAACAAAGUCUUGUAGUUCAAGCAGUUCUAGAACCGAUAUAAGCCAACUCCCAGAAAUAGUUAAUGAAGAACAUUUUGAAUAUGAUUCCAGUAGCAAAGAACAAUUAGACUUUAGAGAUUGGAAUAUACCUAAAGUCCCGAGUCAAAAAAUCUAUGAGAAACAUUGGUUGCCUUCUAGUUUUAAUAGCACAACUCAUGUUAAGACAGUUGAACAAGUGUAUGCCUUAAGUAAAGAACAUGAAACCUGUCAGUUGCUUAAUCUUGAGUCAAUAAAGAAACAUAAAAAUGAUGGUAAUAAUUUCUUGCAUAUUGGAUUAGUUCAAGUUGCGGUUAAGCCCCUAACAAGAUUAAGAUUAAAAGCCUCUAUCUUUCUUUGUUUGCGUGAUGCUAGGUUCACUGAGUUUAGUGAUAGCGCCUCAGGAGUCAUUGAGUCCAGUUUGUGUAAUGGCCCAGUACACUUUGAUUGUUACCCAGACUUUACUGUAAGCCUUAGUGAUCCUCAUAUACUAAGAACUUUAACUCUGAAUAUUAAGAUUGAAGGUUACAAUGUCCUCCCAGGAACCCAACCUUUAGCCUUAGUUUACAGAAUUUACUACAAGGUUACAGGCACCAACAUGAAUUUCCAAGCUCUUAAUAAAAGCCCAAAAGACCAAACUGUUUUGAUACAGAGUCAUACACCAGACGCCUGUGUCCAAGUCCCUCAAACCAUCAAGUGGUCAGAAGUUGCCCUUCCAAAAGAAUGGACCUUAGUUACCGAGAGCCAACCAGCUCCCAUACAGCGUAGUCUAAACAAUUUAGACUACAUUCAACAAUACUUAGAUGGCACAGUAAAAAUCAGAUUUGAUAAUCAACCCUUAAAAAAGACUAAUGUCCAAUUGCAACAGUUACCAACUCCUGGUCAAUCCCAGAGACAUGCCCCUGCUAGACGCUCGUUUACAGCCUCAUCUUCCACUCUAGAACGAGACCUAGAGUUAGAAAAAGCCAUGAUUGAUUUCAAACUUGAGUCCCUGAGAAAAUCCUCUCAGGUAAACCAACCUUGUUACGGCAAGACACCAGUUCAAGACGAUAAGUCUGUUUCACCUGAAUCACCUACACAGUCUGACUUCCUAGUUGAAAAUUUUGCAACGGUUGAUAACCAACUUAGGACCCUUAAUAAGAAAUUUGAGAUUAAUUGGAAACGUCUAAAUUCUCACCUUAAGUCUCCAGAAAAUCAACAUAGAAGAGAUAAAUAUCACCAAGCCUAUCCUGAUAAUGAAAGCCGCCAGAAAAUAUUUAGUGAAUGGAAAGAUUAUAUGCGGUCAGCCAAAGUUGAAAUUUUCUACCUUGAUUUUGUCGAAAGCCGUUACAUGUCUAGUGAGUUAAAGACUCUAACUAAAGAAAAAUGGAAUUUGAUAGAUAGGUCAGUAGUUGAAGCCAGUCACCCCCCAGUUGACACCAUAAUCAUCAACCAUAGGAAUACACCUAUACCUGCCAGCCCCUUCAAAACAUACGAAAAGGAUGAUGACAGUAAAAGGUUGAUUGAGCAAAAUAAUUAUACCAACCAAAGUCUAAUUGUCAUAGGAAAACAGUUAGAUACAAUCGAGACAAAAAUUGAUAAGAUACGUUCCCCAGAAAUUAAGUCUAAAACAAAAGUUGAAAAGCCAGUCCAGUUCCAAGAUCUCCAGUCAAGCCCUAAGCUUAAAAUUAAACCAACAAUGAAGAAAAUUGAAGAAAUGUUGGAACAAUUAACCCCGAGUAAAGCUGAAAAAUCUGGUCUUAAAACACUAGAUUCUUUUGCAAAUCCUUCUGAGUCUGAGCCAGAGACGACAGAUUCUGAAACCAGCAAUAUUUCAAAAAUAGAAAAUGCUUUCAGAAACUUAGAAGUCCAAGUUGAACCCAAAGUCAAAAAACUAGACAGACAUAUAAGCCCUACUAGCUUGACUAAGAAUUGGUACCCUCGACCAACACCUCCAGAUAUCCAAUUCGAAGAAAGAAACUUCCAAACCCAGUUCUCAGUUUCUUCUGACAAAUUGUAUGAAUGGAACAUUGAUGGUCUUUCUGAGCAAGAAAUCUUUAAUAAACUACAACAUAUGUCCAUGGUUGCCAAUAGUUACAUCACCAAUCACAGUUUCAGACAGUCUGCAAUUGUACCCCUGUUAGUCACCGGAUUUACUGGUACUCUUAGGUAUUGGUGGGAUAAGCACUUAACCCCUGAGUCCAAAAAUUUGAUUAUUCAUGUUGUAAAACUUAAUGAAGACGGUCUCCCUAUAUUUGACGAACAAGUAGGUCAAGGUAUAGAAGACGGAGUCAACACUUUGUUUUACACAAUAAUUGAACAUUUUAUUGGAACCCAUAGUAAUACCACUGCUAGAAUACAUGAUCAAUUAAGUAACCUUAGAUGCCCCGAGUUGUCUGAUUUCAGGUGGUAUAAAGAUGUCUUCAUUUCUAGAGUCAUGCUUAGAGAUGAUAGUAAUCAACCUUUCUGGAAAGAAAAAUUUGUUAAUGGCCUCCCAAAUCUGUUUGCCCACAAGAUACGCACAACCUUAAGAUGCACAAUGGCACCCAAAAAAGACAAGCAAAAAGAAUCAACCAACCAAUCUAAGCCAUCUCAGUUGCCUUCCCAGUCGCUCCGAGUCCUUCCCUCAUCCAUGAGUCAAAAUAAGCCAGAAAUUCCCAAGCAGGUGGUCCCUUACCCUGGUCACCCACCAAUUUCAGUUGCCACACCAAUAUCAGUUGCCAAUAAGUUUUCUGCUCUAGGUUCUACAGUUGGCCAAAUACGCCCCAGUUAUCAAUUAACCCUAAUCUCCAGUUAUGAUCCCUUUUCAGUUGAUCCCUCAGUUGGCCCCUCAGUUGCCUUCAAAAAAUCAUCACCAUAUAUGUUCAAAAGUACUUCUCACCUAUUUGUUCUUGAGUCCAUUUAUGAUAUUCAUUCUGAUCCAGUCGAAAUAGCCAAACACUAUUUUCCUCCUGGAUUUCAUUACAUGCCUCCUAGUCCAUGUAAGUCUCUAAAGUAUUAUAGAGAUAUAUUACUUGAAACCCAGUCAGUUGAAAUUAAGCCGAUAAGGGAUCGAGAUCACCCCGAAAUCAUCCUUUAUCAUUCCAUUUAUAUUCACAAAAUCAUAAGUCAAGAAUCCUUUAGUAGCUACCCUUAUGAGUUGAAAACCCUUCAGUCAAAAUUACAAUAUAAUUAUUCUGAUUAUAUUGAAGCCUGGUACUCUAUUUUCCUCCACCAAUCUGAGGAUUUUAGCCAUUCCUGGUUUAUUAAUUUUGACAACAAGUUCAAAAGUCCUUUUCCCUUCUGGUUCCUCCAUUGGUGGGAAAAGCAUGGUCCAGUUGAUGAAAUUUUACCCAUUUCAGUUCAUGAGCUAAUCCGCCAUUAUACUAAAAAAGCCAAAUUCACCAAAGUUGAUUUAUUCUUCCCAAAACAGAUGCUUUUUAUUGCCCGGUACAAAGUUCCUUGGAUCCUCAAAUGGUCCUACAAAGUUGUCAAAGAUACUACCAGAGUCCUUACCCGCCAAUUCUCAGUUAAAUGGUGGGACAAAUUUGAAGUUGACAGAAUUGCCAAAUAUGUAUACAAUGAUCUGCCCCAAGAGCCUAUUUCGCAUCCAGUCUCCCCCACUGGUUCGACCCGAUCUUCUCUUUCAAUUGAAGGAAAAUCGAAGUCCGAACUCCAAGAAAUUGCCCGCCAAUUGAUAAUCCAAGCCUCUCAAAUGGAUGAUGAUGAAGACAAUGAUUCCCCUUCAUCGUCCAGUUGUCAGCCUAUGCAAAGCCCUGCCAAGAAAAAGUCUUGGUAUGAAGAUAGUCAAGAUCCAUACGAUGCUUAUGAUUUGAAUUCUGACUAA
Molecule: messenger RNA, 3837 nt
Organism: Prunus armeniaca (apricot)
Lineage: Eukaryota; Viridiplantae; Streptophyta; Magnoliopsida; Rosales; Rosaceae
Source: the annotation of a GenBank genome assembly